AUGUUAAUAUCAGCAGCGAUCAAUGUACAGAACCUCUAUGAUCUGGGAGCAAGGAGGAUUGGGGUUACAACUCUGCCACCAACUGGUUGUUUGCCAGCUGCCGUUACUUUGUUCGGCAGAGGAACCAAUGAGUGUGUUGCAAAACUGAACAAAGAUGCUAUCUCUUUCAACAAGAAGCUAAACAGGACAUCUGAAAAGUUAAAGAGCAAGCUUCCUGGCAUCAAGCUUGUAGUCUUCGACAUCUACCAACCUCUCUUUGAUCUGAUCAUAAAACCUGCAGAAAGUGGAUUUUUCGAAUCAAGAAAGGCUUGCUGCGGGACUGGUACACUAGAAACAUCAUUCCUUUGUAAUGCCAGGUCCAUUGGAACAUGCUCCAAUGCUACAAAUUAUGUAUUCUGGGAUGGAUUUCAUCCCUCACAAUCGGCAAAUGAGAAGUUAGCUCAAAGUCUGUUGGAGCAGGGUUUUGACCUCAUAUCUUAA
Molecule: messenger RNA, 480 nt
Organism: Solanum pennellii
Lineage: Eukaryota; Viridiplantae; Streptophyta; Magnoliopsida; Solanales; Solanaceae
Product: GDSL esterase/lipase At5g03820-like
Exons: 2
Coding region: 1-480 (159 amino acids)
Molecular function (GO): hydrolase activity, acting on ester bonds
Source: RefSeq, a predicted model, not a curated record